Molecule: messenger RNA, 2159 nt
Organism: Neolamprologus brichardi
Lineage: Eukaryota; Metazoa; Chordata; Actinopteri; Cichliformes; Cichlidae
Source: RefSeq, a predicted model, not a curated record
GCAGAAUUUCCUUCUUUCCUUUUCUCUGUGUUCACAAAGAGGAAGUAAACUUUGCCGCGGCACACAGACAGUAUAAAAGCUUCGCCUCUGUUGUCUUUCAGCUCAGUUGGACUCUGGUGUGUUGCUUCUCAGCAUGGAGAACAUCUACGUCAGGCACUUGGAGCUGCUGGGCUACGAGAAGCGCUUCUUCCCAAGUCAGCACUACGUGUACAUGCUGAUGGUGAAAUGGAGCGACCUCUCAGAGAAGCUCAUCUACAGGACGUAUCCUGAAAUCCACACUUUCCACAAAUCUUUGAAGGACAUGUUUCCCAUCGAGUCCGGUCAAAUAGAAGCGAGAGACAGAAUCAUCCCCUCAUUGCCAGCUCCUCGGUGGUUGUGGGAAAGCGAGAAGUCAAGAGAAACCACGAAGAGCACCCUGGCUGAGUACUGCCAAAAGGUCAUCAGCCUGCCGCCUCACAUCUCCCGCUGCAAACACCUCUCCAGCUUCUUCAAGGUCCGACCGGAGGAUGAAAACCCGCCUGCCCCAAACACACUGAAAAGAGCCGAGACCUUUUUGGUGUCCAGAGACCAGGCUCGAGACGUGGCGUCCGAGAUUUCCGCCCCCAUCAUCUUGGACACCUACAGAGUGAUCGCGGACUUCGAAAAGUCGACCAAGUAUGAGAUCACUCUGCACACCGGGGACCUGGUGGAAAUCGUGGAGAAGAAUGAGAACGGUGAUAAAACAACUGAGUUUAUUUGUUAUUCUGAAUUUUACAGCCUUCGUCUUUUCCCGGAAAAUUUUAUUUGCCAAACCCACCACCUGUCCUUUGUCUCCCUCAGAUCGACCAUCAGAAAUGCCAAGAGCAUUCAUAACAAGUCUCGCCAGCGGCUCAGUCAGGAAACCUACCGCCGGAACAGCCGCCGGUACUUCCAGCAGAAAGGCAGCCGGCUCAGCGAACCACAGAGGAACUCCAGGAAUGCAGCAAAGUCGCCGCUGAAGGAGAUGAAGAACCAGGAUAACAUUCCCGAGAUGUCCGGCACCAGCUCGGAGAGCGAGCUAAAGAAGGAGGCGCCGGUCAUCCCUCCCCGACCCAGCCCAGAGCUCAUCUUGGAGCGCUGCACCGACAACACCCGCAAGAAAGUCAGCAUCCACAAGUCCCGGUCCAGCUCCUGAAGCUAGCACACAAAAGAUUUGACGGAGCAAUCCUUAGAGCCGCUUUGUUAACACGAGUCCUAGUUUUAGAAGACGUUCAUGUUUUGAGUUUGUAGAUUUAUUACAAGGUGUGGAUAAAAGGGCUGGAAAUGUAACUGCCAUCAAACGCAUGGAAAGACCAAACAGCAGCCACGUGUCAGUAAGUUAUUCAUUGGUUUGUGAACACGUCUUUAAUUCAGCCUUUCAAACAUUUCCUCACUUUUCAGUGGCGUAAUGAUCCAUAUUUUCUAGCAGAUGGACGGUCAGAAUGAAUGAGUGUGAAGUUACGUGGUUUGACUUUAGGCAGCAGCACAUUUUGUUUCAGAGCUUUAAAGACUCCAUGUUUUAUAUCUUUGGACUACUAGAGCAGCUUUGUAUGAUUCAAGUCCAAAAUAAUGCCUCUUUGUCUUACACUGGGCUUGAGCGCAGCUCCUGAGUUACUCCUCUGUCUAACAUAAGCUGUUUUAGCUCCUCCUCUUUUAAGCCAGCUUUCUUCUGAUUGGCUGCCCCUCACAAACAGGUCUGAAUAGCAGGUUGUCUGCUGUAGAUGUUCAUCUCAAAGAUAACACCAUUAAUUUUUAUUAUGAUUAUAAGCAGUAAUGGAACUCUGACCCACCUGCACCAUUAACAUGUAGAUUUGGAUCUUUGGUGAUAAAAGCAUAAGCGUGUCUUUGGCACAUUUUUAUUAGUUAUCUGGGGGUAAAAAUGCUUUGUUUUGUUGUCAUUUGUAAGCUUAUUUUUAAUUUAUGCCAAAUAUCAGCACAAAAAAUGGUUUCGGAAUAAGUAAAUGCAUUUGUGGAGCAUCACCUCACCUUUUUAUUUGCUUGUUGUCCUAUUUAAAGUGUACAUGUUACGCGACUCUGACUGUCAUACCUCUAUUUUUUUGUAAAUUGCUUUAUAAAGUAUAAAAAAAGGUUCGAGGUGUUCAUCGAGUAAUUUACUUUUAUUAGAAAAUAAAGGCCAUUGCACAGCACGUGUGCUUUAUGUA